UAGACCAGUCGCCGGUCACCCUCCACCUCAAUCACCUAACAAGCUGAAGCCUGAAAGGCACCUCCCAACGGCGACGAGCUACAAGUAACGACGAUAUAGUACUCGGUCAGUUUUUACCCACUCUCCAUCACACUGCGUGCAUCUCACUUCCGGUCUGCUUUUCCGUAAUUCCACUCCAUCUUCUCUUUCUCCCCGCCACACGCACUGCAAACGUAUUAUCCCUCUUUAAACCCCCCUUCUAUGUUCUCUAACUCUACAUUUCCCCUUUCCCUCUCGUAAACAUGCGAACGCUUUUCUCUCUCGUACUUCUGCUCUGCCUUCUCUCUCUAAAUACCGGCGAUUCGAACCCUCGAGACGACGUCGUAAAUGGAUCUUCUGUAUUGAAUUCUUCUAGACCCGAAGAACAUAGCUUAGCCGACAUGAUUGAUCGCGCAUUAGAAAAAGAGUUCAAUGAGACUGAUGAACACUCCGACGUCCCAGAUCAUGGUAGCUUCAACAAUAGCGUGACAGAACAGCAGGUCAGUAUCCUUCCUUGUUGAGUGUCUGAAUCCUUG
This is a messenger RNA of Olea europaea var. sylvestris, 554 nucleotides long. Its product is annotated as K(+) efflux antiporter 4-like. The record is from RefSeq and is a predicted model, not a curated record. The coding region runs from base 282 to 539 and encodes 85 amino acids. The transcript is spliced from 2 exons. Lineage: Eukaryota; Viridiplantae; Streptophyta; Magnoliopsida; Lamiales; Oleaceae.